Zasmidium cellare ATCC 36951 is the source of this 3018-nucleotide messenger RNA. RefSeq lists its product as uncharacterized. Gene Ontology annotation, cellular component: MutLalpha complex. The coding region runs from base 1 to 3018 and encodes 1005 amino acids. The record is from RefSeq and is a predicted model, not a curated record. The transcript has 2 exons. NCBI's taxonomy places the organism in Eukaryota, Fungi, Ascomycota, Dothideomycetes, Mycosphaerellales, Mycosphaerellaceae. Gene Ontology annotation, molecular function: mismatched DNA binding; ATP hydrolysis activity; ATP-dependent DNA damage sensor activity. Gene Ontology annotation, biological process: mismatch repair.
AUGGCCACGAUCAAGGCCAUCGAAGACCGCUCCGUCCACCAGAUCCAGUCUGGCCAGGUCAUCGUCGACUUGCAAUCCGUUCUUAAGGAACUCGUCGAGAACAGUCUGGACGCGAGGGCCACAUCCAUCGAAGUCCGCCUCAAGAACCAUGGUCUGGACGCUAUCGAGGUCCAAGACAACGGCAAAGGCAUCGCUCCGGAAGACUUUGAGACUGUUGCUCUAAAACACUAUACUUCCAAACUCUCGAGCUACGAUGAUCUGAACUCUCUCGACACCUUCGGCUUUCGUGGCGAGGCUCUGUCAUCUUUAUGCGCUCUGUCCAACUUCCACAUCACCACUGCCAGAGAGCAAGAUGGCGCUGUUGGCAAGAAGCUGGACUUUGAGCUUUCUGGCAAACUGAAGAGUGCUUCUGUCUCAGCCGCCCCGAGAGGCACGACCAUCUUUGUCGAGAACAUCUUCCACAACCUCCCGGUCCGCCGCAAGGAACUCGAGAAAAAUAUCAAACGCGAGUAUGGAAAGGCGCUCAAUCUCCUCUACCAAUAUGCGUGCAUCUCGGUGGGUGUGCGCUUCUCCGUCAGCAAUCAGGUGCUCAAGGGCAAGAAAGUAGUCGCCUUUUCUACCCAGUCCAACACCGCGACCAAAGAAAACAUCACCAACGUGUUCGGUGCCAAGACUCUUCUUGCUUUGACAAAGCUCGACCUACGUCUCGAGAUGAUAUCAAGCGUCGGCCCCAGCACCCAGAGCGCCCGCAACUGGUCAACCCAGGCAACUAACCGUUCCUUGGAAGUCCAGGUGCAAGGACAUAUCUCCAAGCCCAUUUUUGGAGAGGGGCGACAAGCUCCCGAUCGUCAGAUGUUCUUUGUCAACUCCCGACCAUGCCAACUUCCACAAGUGUCGAAGGCUAUUAAUGAGGUGUACAAGCAAUUCAAUGUUUCCCAGACACCGUUCAUCUUUGCAAACUUUGUCAUGGAUACCAGUGCGUACGAUGUCAACGUCAGCCCAGACAAGCGGACGAUCUUGCUGCACGACCAGACAGCGUUGCUGGAUAGCUUAAAGAGUACAUUGACGCAGCUUUUCGAGCAGACCGAUCAUACAAUUCCGCAGUCGACCCUUCCGAAUCGAAGGCUGCCUUCAAACCAGCCGCUGAAGAUCACCAGACGAGAGUCAAUUGAAGCAUCCGAAUCGCAAGAAGUUGAAGAGGAUGGCACAGGUGAUGCCAAAGAGAGUGACGCUGAAUCAGAUUCUGAAUUGGAGGUCGCUGCUGCUCAGCCAGUGGAAUCACCCACUGAUCUGAUACACAAUUGGGUCGAUCACGAUGGAGUUGAUAGUCAGUCUGCACAGGGUGGGCAGGAUAGGCAGUCUGGAGAGGACGAUGUCGAUGAGGAGUCCAACCAAAGACAACCAAUCUCCAGACAAGCCUCACAGCUUGGCCCCGCGAGAGAUGAACUCGCGAUACCAGCUAUCGCUCCAGGUACUCAGAAAUCUGCUCCUGGACCCAUUCAAAGCGCAUUUGAAAGGAUGCGGCCAAAGCGCACGCCGCUUCAGACGGCCGAGAUCACAGUUGGCGAUGUGACUACUACGACUGUUAUAGGAAGCAGCCCUCCGUACAAAAAGCGUCGUAUUCAUAAGCCGAACGACUCACAGGCAGUUGCAAGAUUCGGCGCGAGCCCGUCCCUUGCGAGGGGUCUGCGUCAGAAGUUUGCUGCUCCUGGAUCGCAACUUCAGCUUGACAGCAGUGCACUUCCCCUGACAACUUCCAGAGAUAACCAGAGCGAGAAUGGAUCGAUUGAAGAGGCCAGCGAGCAGUCGGAUGUGGACGAGCACAGUACCGAAGAAGCGUUGCACAGGCCGAAAGAUACCCCUAACACCAGCGAUACACCGACCUCUGACGCCCUCGACGAACUCAUCCCUGCGCCCGUUAACGACGACGAGUGGGAUGGAGAUUACAUGGACGAAGAGGAGAAGAAGGUGCGAGAAGAGGAGCGAGUCGCGGCUCUUAUUCAAGAAGCUGAAGAAGCUGCUGCCAAGCCAACCGAAGAGAAUCUGAAGCGUGCUGCCAACGCCCUUAAGAACGGCGGGAAUCGGAAGGAUUCGACCUUGCAGCUCGUACGGUUUCUCGACACCUCCACCGCUGCUAUCGAGAGGCAACUUCAGUACUUCACUUCUCACAGUGCAGCCCAUUGCCACCACGAGGAUAAAGCUGAAAAUGGGGACAAUGCCAUAGUCAAGGACGAGCUGGAUGGCACCGAAGCUGAAGCUCGCCUCUCGCUCACUGUCACUAAGCCAGACUUCGAACGAAUGCGAAUCAUUGGCCAGUUCAACUUGGGUUUCAUCCUCGCCGUUCGACCAGGCGCAGCAUCAGGUGACGAGGACGACCUCUUCAUCAUCGAUCAGCACGCUGCGGACGAGAAGUACAACUACGAGCGACUGCAGCGAACGGUCACAUUGCAAAGCCAACGCCUUGUAAUGCCGAAACCAUUACAGCUCACAGCCAUGCAAGAAGAAAUUAUCAUCAAUCACGCCGACGCCCUGAAAGCCAAUGGAUUCGAAAUCGAAAUGACGACAGACGUGACAGGAUCAGAUGAUGAUGAAGUAUCUCGCCGGCAGUGUCGCCUCCUGACACUACCAAUGUCUAAGGAAAAGACGUUUGAUCUCUCCGACCUCGAAGAGCUCCUCCAUCUGCUGAGUGAACAAUCCGCCGGCAGCAACGAAAUUCCUCGGCCGAAGAAAGUACAAUCAAUGCUGGCCAUGCGCGCUUGCAGGAGCAGUAUCAUGGUCGGCAAAACUCUAACGAUGAAGCAGACGGAGAGAGUAGUGCGACACAUGGGCGAGAUGGAGAAGCCGUGGAACUGUCCGCACGGACGUCCGACCAUGAGACAUCUUGCUGGUCUUGGUGAAUGGAAAGCAUGGCAGGAAGGUGACUUGGUAGUAGACGAGGACAACAGGGAUGCAAGUCGAGCAAAAGGUGGAAGCCAAACGAAUUGGGAGGAAUGGCUGAAGAAGCAGCAGAAAUCAUGA